AUGGCUAACAACCGGGACAUCUUGCCUGCCGACAUCAAACCACUAAACUACAACCUUUCGCUUUCGAAUUUACAGUUUUCUGGUGAUUGGAGAUAUGAUGGAAUUGUUCAGAUUACGUCCAAAGUUCAAAAGGAGACCGAUGAGAUCACCCUCAACGUGAAAGAUAUACAGAUAUCGAGUGCUUCCGUUGACAAUGGUGAAGAUGUACAAGAUGUUACCUACGAUGAGAAGAACCAACGAGCUACCAUCAAGCUACCAAGCAAGCUUAACAAGGGGAACACCACAAUCUCGAUCAGAUUCCAAGGCACCAUGAACGACAAAAUGGCAGGAUUCUAUCGAGCUAGAUAUCAGCCAACAGUAGAGGCUGCUAAAGGUACUCCUAAGGACGAUAAGCACCAUUACAUGUUCAGUACACAAUUUGAAGCCUGUGAUGCACGAAGAGCUUUCCCUUGCUUCGACGAGCCCAAUCUAAAGGCGUCCUUUGAGUUCGAGGUUGAGAUUCCCGAAGAUCUGGUAGCCCUGAGUAACAUGCCAGAAAAGUCAACAUCCAAGGGAAGCAAACCAGGAUUGAAAAGGGUCUCCUUUGACAAAUCCCCUGUGAUGAGCACAUAUCUAUACGCCUGGGCUGUAGGUGACUUUACCUAUGUGGAAGCAUUCACGGAGAGAAAGUACAACGGGAAGAACAUGCCAGUCAGAGUCUAUACAACCCGAGGACUGGAGAAUCAGGGCAAGUUUGCAUUGGAGCAUGCUCACAAGACAGUUGACUACUUCUCGGACAUCUUCGAUAUUGAAUAUCCUCUACCCAAGUCCGAUCUCCUGGCUGUACACGAAUUCGCUAUGGGAGCCAUGGAGAAUUGGGGUCUCGUGACUUACCGCACGACCGCUGUGCUAUUCGACGAAGAGAAGUCAGAUGCUCGUUACAAGCAACGAGUGGCAUAUGUAGUAGCACACGAACUGGCUCACCAAUGGUUUGGAAACCUCGUCACAAUGGACUGGUGGAGUGAGCUCUGGCUGAAUGAAGGCUUCGCCACCUGGGUGGGAUGGCUUGCGGUUGAUCACAUUCAUCCUGAAUGGAAAGUCUGGAGUACUUUUGUGGCUGAAGGAUAUCAAACAGCAUUGAGUCUAGACUCUCUACGAUCCUCCCAUCCUAUCGAAGUUCCUGUCAAGAGUGCUCUCGACAUCGAUCAGAUCUUCGACACGAUCUCAUACCUGAAGGGAAGUUCUGUCAUUCGUAUGCUGAGCAACCACUUGACGGUCGAAAUCUUCCUCAAGGGCGUAAGCAACUAUCUGAAGGCACAUUCAUAUGGCAACGCAACAACGGACGACCUUUGGCUAGCUUUGAGUGGUGCAUCUGGACAAGAUGUCAAGACAUUCAUGGACCCUUGGAUCAGAAAGAUUGGCUUCCCAGUCGUCACCAUAGCAGAGGAGCCAGGUCAGAUCUCGAUCAGACAAUCACGCUUCAUCAAGUCGGGUAAUGCCAAGGCUGAAGAGGAUGAGACUUUAUGGUGGGUUCCUGUCGGCCUGAAGACGGGUGAGCCGGCAAAAGUGGUUCACAGUGAACUUCAGCAAAAGCAGGAUACUAUACGAGAUGUGGAUGAUGCAUUUUACAAGAUCAACGCUGAUCAGACUGGCUUCUAUCGCACGAACUAUCCACCGCAAAGACUUACAAAGCUUGCAGCCGCGCGAGACAAACUAUCGGUUGAGGACAAGGUCGGUGUAAUUGGCGAUGCUGCUGCCCUUGCAAUUUCUGGUGAUGCAACCACUACGGCGCUCUUAUCGUUUGUCGAAGGCUUCCAGCAAGAGCAGGAUUACGUUGUCUGGUCACAGAUCCAAAUGUCUCUGGCAAAAGUAAGGGCAGUUUUCUCCGAGAGCAAGAAAAUAGCCGAUGGUCUCAAGAAGUUCACAUUGAAACUCAGCACGCCUGCUGUUGAGAAGAUUGGUUGGGAGUUUCCAGCAGAUGAAGACUUCUUGACAGGACAAUUACGUAAGCUAUUGUUGGCAAUGGCUUCAGGAGCUGGCCAUGAAGGAACUAUCAAAACUGGAAAGCAGAAAUUUGAGUCGUGGAAGGCAGGUGAUUCCAAGGCAAUCAACCAGAACCUUCGUUCUACCGUCUUCAACAUGGUCGUUGCUAAUGGAGGCAAAGAUGAGUACGAGGCGAUCAAGAAUGAGUACCGGGUCACUCAAUCUGUGGAUGGUAAAGAAGUCUGCCUGGUUGCCAUGGGCAGAACCAAAGACUCUUCCUUGGCACAAGAUUUACUCAACUUUGUACUCUCAGACGAAGUACCCGUCCAGGACUGUCACAAUGGACCAAUGGCGGUAGCUGCAAACAACGACACUAGAGGAGAGAUUUGGAAGUUCCUGCAGCAGGAGUGGGAUGGCAAGAUGCAAAAAGUUCGAAGCAGUGCCACAGUCGUUCUGGAUAGAUGGAUCAAGACAGGCUUGAACCAGUUCUCAGAUCGUGAAAUUGACCAACAAAUUCAAGCUUUCUUCAAGGACAAGGACGUUUCUGGAUUCGAUCGGAGUCUGGCGCAAGCUUCAGACAACAUUGAGGCAAACGCACGAUACAAGGAAAGAGAUCACGCUGCUUUGCUGGAGUGGUUGGAAGCAAACGGCUAUGCGUGA
This is a messenger RNA of Lithohypha guttulata, 2622 nucleotides long. RefSeq lists its product as uncharacterized. Gene Ontology annotation, biological process: peptide catabolic process; proteolysis. The transcript is spliced from 2 exons. Gene Ontology annotation, molecular function: peptide binding; zinc ion binding; metalloaminopeptidase activity. Lineage: Eukaryota; Fungi; Ascomycota; Eurotiomycetes; Chaetothyriales; Trichomeriaceae. The record is from RefSeq and is a predicted model, not a curated record. Gene Ontology annotation, cellular component: cytoplasm. Bases 1 to 2622 code for a protein of 873 amino acids.